Molecule: messenger RNA, 2755 nt
Organism: Paralichthys olivaceus (Japanese flounder)
Lineage: Eukaryota; Metazoa; Chordata; Actinopteri; Pleuronectiformes; Paralichthyidae
Gene: cfap221
Product: cilia and flagella associated protein 221
Biological process (GO): cilium movement; motile cilium assembly
Cellular component (GO): 9+2 motile cilium
Source: RefSeq, a predicted model, not a curated record
UCUUCUUCUGCCCAGAUGGACGUGGCCCUCUCCGGCCCGCAGACGCUCCCGGAGCCCCUGAGGAGGGGGACCCCGCUGCCCCUGAGCCAGCUGGUGGAGGAGAGCCGGAGCAGAGUCCCCAAUCAUCUGCUGGAAUCAAAAAUCUAUGCCAAACUGAAAAGCAACAGCCUGAUCGAAGCUGAGCCUCCAGAGCUUCACUUCAGUGGCUUCGAGCUCGGGAAAGAUUACGUAAAGAAUCUGAAACUAAUCAACGUCUCAUCUGAAGUUCUGAAUAUUCAUAUCCUCCCCACUAAGACCAGCUACUUCCAAAGUACUUACACCAAAAAGUAUCGACUCAUCCCGGGUCUCUCCUACACGCUGAAGGUCAGGUUCUGUCCCAACGAGUGGCGUUACUUCUACGACUGCGUCCGGGUUCAUUGCAAGGGGGAAGAGAACCUUUUAAUUCCAGUUCAUGCUUACCCCGUCAUCGAUGACCUGCACAUCCCUCCUCAUAUCCACCUGUCAGCCGUACCACUUGGUCAAAGUGUAACCCGAGUGAUUCCACUGAGAUGCAGCUGUCCCAUUGACUUCGAGUUUCAAGUGUUUGUUAUUCAGCCCCACGAGGCCUUCUCCAUCCAUCCCCUCACAGGUGUGAUACCAGCCGGUGGUGAGGUGAAGCUCACAGUGACCUUCAGUCCGCUUCGUUAUGAGACCUCUGAGGUCACCAUCCAGCUGGUCAUCUCACAGUUCAACAGCAAACCGAACCUCUGCACCAUCACUGGGAGCGCAGCCCCUCACUCAGCCCUCAGUCGGCUGGAGAGAAAGUUGGCUCAUGGAGACGCAGCGCUUCCAGAACACAAAGGCCGCUCACCUGUUGCCCAGGUGCCUCCUCUAAGUAAAACCAAGUACAGGUCGACCAAGGAGGCUGACAAAUCUAAGUCACUGAGAGAUCUGUCUACACUGAAACCGGCGGUGGACGUCUCUACCCCUGCAGGCGUCGCAAAGAUGUUGAUCCAAAACACCAAUAAACUCAGCUCUAUAGCCCUGAAGGAAGCCAUGUCGUGUGGCAGCAGCGGUCUGCAAAACAAGCAGAUGAAGGAGGCGCUCUUUGUGAAAAAGGUUCAACAAAACGUGAAGGAGGAGCAAGCCAACCUCCUCAGAUGGCAAGUUCACCUGGGUAGGGACCCCGUGUCAGAGCAAAGCAGGAGACAGAUACUGGAGGAGAGAGAGAUGGCGCUGCAUGAAUACACGGUAAAAUGGGGAGAUGUAUGGCAAGAGGAGGAGUUCCUAUCUGGACAAACCAAACUUUCCUCCACUCGUGUGCUGCGUGAAGCUGGACAGGCCCCAGAGGGAGCCCCAUCCUUCCAGUUGUCCUCUGGUUUCCAGUGGGAGCAGAGACAAAGAGCCCUCCAACUGUUCCAGCAGGCUGCACGCAAGGUUGUGAUCCGGUGCCGCAUCAACCGGAGACUGGCGUGUUUCCGGAAGCUGGUGAACGACAUGAGGCACCUGCCCGCGGCACAGAAAGCUGAAGAGAAGACGAUUGAUAUGAAGAUCUCACCGGACAGAGUCUUCCCAUUUUCUUUUCCCAUUUUCUCUGAUGAAGGUGACCCUCUGGCUCAAAGUAAUUUGGUCACAGUGCCUGUGGCUGCUAUUGAUGGGAGGGUGACAACACAUAUUCCUUUCUUCAAGCUUCAAGUUCCUCAGCACUAUAAGCUGAAGGGCUACCGGCCUGUCUCAACCUGGGAGGCUUUCAACUCUUAUACACCCUCGACUUUGGCCAGACCACUUCGCAGUGGAGCUCCGCCUGAGAAAGAAGAGGAUAUUGAAACAAACAAUGCCGUCAGUCUCAGCUUCACUGCUCCUGAAGCUCUGCUCAGACCUUUUCCAGCCAACCCUCUCAGAAUCUUUAACCCAGCUCCAGGCCUGCAGACUUACAAACUGACCCCUAAAUACCUGGAGAGUGAUCUGGAGUUCCACCUCUGCCCUCUGCCCAGGUACAUCGUCCCUGAGAGCAACAUGUGUGGCUCCAGACCACCAUCUCUGCACACUCAGAACGAGUUAAUGGACCGCAAGGAAGUGAUAGAAGGGAUUAUGACAUGGAAGAAUUUUGAUUCGAUGAACUUCAACUGUCCGUCCACCGGCAGCUGUGCCCUGCGCAGGUCCGUCGACUACAACACAGACAUACUUCCCCUUACAGGGCCUCCUCCGCUCACUGCACUUCCUGACGAUUUGACACCGCUAAUGGAUAAACCGUGUGAAUACUCAGGAUUCCAACUGACACCAGAGAUGAUCAGAGCGCAGUUUUUAUCCAGAGAGGCCCUGGUCUCCCAUGGCAACCUCACUGCUGGAGCAACAGCCAGGUACAGUGAGUCCACUGGCAUGACGUCUACGUGACUGAGACAAAGAUUAUUCAUAUGUUCACAAUGAAGAUACGAGAGAUAACAUUGAGCUUUUAGGGAGAAUGUUUGUUUACCUGAAGCUUUUCCUGUGCAAUAAAAAGGAUGAAUACUGUUCAGCACACUGCAGAUAGUGGAAGUUGGAGUGGGCAAUAAAUAUGUUGUACUUUUAGUUUUUCGGAGUGGAAGUACUCAGGACAAACCAAACGUGAACAUAAUGAAUGUCCGUAGUGAGUUCUUUCAAACAUUAGCUUCCUUUCAACUGGAACACACUGCACGAUGCUACUUUUGUUAUUGAUAUGUUGUUUUAUUGUAAGUUAAUGGGUGUCAUGUAUUACAAUCAAAAAUGUGUCGUAAUAAAUGACUGUUAUUUUUUGAAA